AUGAAGUGUCACUGUAAAUAUUGUUUACCACGGUUUUUCUGUGAAACAAAGGCGGAAAACGAUUUUUGUUACUAUCGACAUUCGAUUCAUACCAAUGAGAGUAGUGAUUUCGGCUGCGUUCAAGCAGAUGUUGCUCGAUUUUUAUGCAAUACAAGCGAUGCAAAUUAUCGAACAGAAUGCUGUUCGUCAUUCUUUUGCAAUAUUAAUUAUCGAUUAGUAAAUGGUUCAAUUACAUCGUCAAGUAUGAAAUCGAUAACGACAGAGCACGAUCACACGAAUCGAUUACAUACUACCAUUGUGGUAGGCGCACUUGUCGUUAUUGCAGUGUUCGUUUUGAUGAUGUACUAUGCAUACAAACGAAGAUUUCAAUCUCUCUGGUCGUCAUCAGUGAAAUCGAAUACAAUUAUUGAUGAUGAAAACAGCUCAGAAGUACAUGUGAAACAUCGCAAGUUGCCACUGUCAUUUCCAGUUGAUCGCCGUUCUGAUACAAUAUCGUGGAAUUCGGAAUCAUCUGAGCAUCACGAUCAGACGACUGUUCUUGAAACACGGCGUAUGAACAAGGAAAUAACUUUUCUUGGACAACUCGGUCAAGGACGUCAUGCGCGUGUACGUCUUGGUCUCAUUGGCCAACAGUAUCGUGCUAUUAAAAUGUAUGAAAGUAGAUUCCAAAAUGAAUUCGAACGUGAACGAGCCAUUUUUCAAACUGAUCUUAUUCAACACCCGAACAUUCUCGCGUUUUUCGGCGCAGAUCUUUUCGCUAAAGGCGCUGACACCUGCCAUAUGUUAAUCUUCGAAUAUCAUCCAAACGGUACACUUCACGACGUUCUCAACGGAAAUAAAAGCGACCAAAUGAUCACGAUAGAACAAUUAUUGCAAUAUUCCAUAUCAUUAUGCGAUGGUCUUGCUCAUCUACACGCAAUCAAAUAUGGAACACAUGAUGUUUUUAAGCCACAGAUGGCGCAUUGUGAUAUCAAAAGCUCAAAUAUUCUAGUUAAAUCGAACGGUGACUGUUGCUUGUCAGAUUUUAGUCUAGCAGUUCGUUGUCAUCCACACACGAAUGAGAUUCAAGGCGGUGGUAUCGCACGUCUCUCUCAUCGUGUAGGCACAAAACUCUACAUGCCACCUGAACUUCUCGAUAAAAAUGUUAUUUUCAAUUUUGACCGCAUUAGUGCAUAUCAACAAGGUGAUAUGUACUCAUUAGCACUUGUUCUUUGGGAAAUUGGAAACUGUUGCUGUUCAAUAAUGCACAUACGACCGUAUGAAAAUCAAUUACCAUGUAGUUUCAAUGUUGAUCAUUUAAUUCAACUUGUGUGCGUCGAACAAAAACGUCCAUUGAGCUGUAUUACUACAUCUGAUCCGAUUCUCAUAUCAUUUUUCAAUUUGUUAAAUUUCUAUUGGUGUCAAGAUCCAUGUGCACGUCAAUCUGCUGCGAAUCUUCAAGAUCAACUUCGACAAUUACGUCAAAUGAAUACUAGUUCCUAG
Molecule: messenger RNA, 1482 nt
Organism: Adineta ricciae
Lineage: Eukaryota; Metazoa; Rotifera; Eurotatoria; Adinetida; Adinetidae
Source: the annotation of a GenBank genome assembly